AUGGCCUCCAAUAAACCUACAUUGCAAAAAAUGGGAAAGAAACAGAAUGGCAAAAGUAAAAAAGUUGUAGACGCAGAGCCUGAAGAAUUUGUGGUGGAAAAAGCACUGGACCGACGUGUAGUGAAUGGGAAGGUGGAGUAUUUCCUCAGGUGGAAGGGAUUUACAGAUGCUGACAGUCCUUGGGAACCUGAAGAAAAUUUGGAUUGUCCAGAGUUAAUCGAAGCAUUUCUUAAUUCUCAAAAAGCUGGUAAAGAAAAAGAUGGCACAAGAAGAAAAUCUUUAACUGACAGUGAAUCGGAUGAUAGCCAAUCAAAGAAGGAAAGAGAUGCUGUUGACAAACCAAGGGGCUUUGCCAGAGGCCUUGAUCCUGAACGAAUAAUUGGUGCCACAGACAGCAGUGGAGAACUGAUGUUUCUCAUGGAACGGAACCAUUCAGAUGAGGCAGACUUGGUGCUGGCAAAAGAGGCUAAUGUGAAGUGUCCUCAAAUUGUAACUGCUUUUUAUGAAGAGAGACUAACUUGGCAUUCUUGUCCAGAAGAUGAAGCUCAAUAA
Messenger RNA from Cynocephalus volans (Philippine flying lemur), 552 nucleotides. RefSeq names its product chromobox protein homolog 3-like. Gene Ontology annotation, biological process: chromatin organization; negative regulation of transcription by RNA polymerase II. Lineage: Eukaryota; Metazoa; Chordata; Mammalia; Dermoptera; Cynocephalidae. Gene Ontology annotation, cellular component: pericentric heterochromatin; nucleus. The record is from RefSeq and is a predicted model, not a curated record. Bases 1 to 552 code for a protein of 183 amino acids. The transcript has a single exon. Gene Ontology annotation, molecular function: chromatin binding.